AUGGUCGUGUUUAUUUUUCCAAGGGAGGCCGGCCUCACAAGAUUAAGGAGUUUGCUAAUGCACGGUUGGAAGGGCAAGCCAUCUUCAAGCGACGUCAAGGGCAGCACCACAUGCGCUCGAGGUUCCCUUCCCCGCAUCCCCGCCGCGGAGAAGGUGCUUGGGGAGGGUGGGGUCGGAGGUGGGUCCUUUCUCCGUGCAGCUGUAUUGGCCAGGAAUGUUGACCGGCAGCCCAUCCUGAAGGCCAGGGCGGAGGUGCAGGUGCAGGCAGAUGUGCAGGAGAAGCAAGCCCUGGAGCAGCGCCUGGAGAAUGUGGAGCUCUCAACGGCAGACCAGGUGGCGCAGGUGCAGACCCUCUUCAGGAACCUUGUGGAGAGCCGGGCUGCAGAAGGCCGGCUGAGGGAGGAGGUGCGGGAGAGGGAGGCGCAGGUGCAGACCCUCUUCAGGAACCUUGUGGAGAGCCGGGUUGCAGAAGGCCGGCUGAGGGAGGAGGUGCGGGAGAGGGAGGCGCAGGUGCAGACCCUCUCCAGGAACCUCGCGGAGAGCCGGGCUGCAGAAGGCCGGCUGAGGGAGGAGGUGCGGGAGAGGGAGGCGCAGGUGCAGACCCUCUCCAGGAACCUCGCGGAGAGCCGGGCUGCAGAAGGCCGGCUGAGGGAGGAGGUGCGGGAGAGGGAGGCGCAGGUGCAGACCCUCUCCAGGAACCUCGCGGAGAGCCGGGCUGCAGAAGGCCGGCUGAGGGAGGAGGUGCGGGAGAGGGAGGCGCAGGUGCAGACCCUCUCCAGGAACCUCGCGGAGAGCCGGGCUGCAGAAGGCCGGCUGAGGGAGGAGGUGCGGGAGAGGGAGGCGCAGGUGCAGACCCUCUCCAGGAACCUCGCGGAGAGCCGGGCUGCAGAAGGCCGGCUGAGGGAGGAGGUGCGGGAGAGGGAUGCGCAGGUGGAAGCGCUCUUUAGGGACCUCGAGGAGAGCCGGGCUGCAGACGGCCGGCUGAGGGAGGAGGUGCGGGAGAGGGAGGCGCAGGUGCAGGCGCUCUCCAGGGACCUCGAGGAGAGCCGAGCUGCAGAUGGCCGGCUGAGGGAGGAGGUGCGGGAGGAGGCACAGUCACGCGAAGGAGUUGGAGCAGCGCUUGGCUGCAGAGCGCACGCUCGCAGCCCGUCUGGCGGCCGCCAUGCAACAACUGGAGGACAGCCGGGCGGCACAUGGCCAGCUGAGGGCUACCACCAGCACUCAGAGCCGCUGCACAUGCCGGCCAAGCUCAAGGCACUCAGGGAAGGGAAAGCAGGAAAGCCAGUGGACCUCCCCCUUGGCAGCAGGAGCUACGAGGUCGAUCGGCUAUUGGGCAAGGGCGCAUAUGCGAGGGUGUAUGGAGCAAGAGAGACCCCUGCCGGGAUGGCAGAUACUGCUACCGAGAGCACUGUGGCCCUCAAGCUUCACGCCAAGCCAUGCCCUUGGGAGUUCUACAUCUACCGUCAGAUUCACAUGAGAAUCGAAGGCCCACAGCGGCAACUGUUUGGCUCGGCAUCAGCCUACCAUGAGUUUCCUGAUGCCUCCAUCCUCGCUUGCUCCCUUGGCACCAGUGGCACUCUGCAGGACGUGGUGAACGCGUUCAAGAAGCAGGGCAAGCCGGUGCCGGAGCCCCUGUGCGUGUUCUACACGGCGCAGAUGCUGAGAGCCGUGGAGGCCCUCCACGCUGCACACAUCCUCCAUGGCGACAUCAAGCCCGACAAUUUCCUGCUGCGAUUCGGAGCUGACAGUGAGAAUCCCAAGGAGAUGGUCACUGCUAUCGAGGCCGGUGCACCUUCCACGGGCCUCACCCUAGUGGACUACGGGCGCAGCAUUGACAUGCGCCAUUUCCCAGAAGGUUCCUCAUUUGUCUCGGACAGUGGGCCGGAGAACUUCCAGUGUCCACAGAUGGUGGAGGGGCGCCCGUGGACCACUCAGGCCGACCUGUAUGCAGUGUGCGCCACAGCCUACUCUCUGCUGCACGGGCAGUAUAUGGAAGUAGAGAGGGUGCCUGCAGGGGAGGGGGGCACUACUGCCAGUGCCAGCGGAACAGCAGAUGCGGACAGUUUUGCUGAUGAACUCUCUGCUGGCUCUGAGAAGGAUAAGGGUUCUUACUGUCGCCCAAGGCUCCAACUCAAGAGGUAUUGGAACCACGAACUGUGGCAUGCACUGUUUCACACCUACCUCAAUGUGUCUGCGGGUCAGCCCGCUCCUCCUCCAGCUCCAAUUCGUCGCCGCUUUGAGCAGUAUUUGGCCGACCAUGCAAGUGAUGUUUCUGUGCAGCUUUGCCGCCUGCGCAGCCAGCUGUAG
Messenger RNA from Closterium sp. Yama58-4, 2307 nucleotides. Lineage: Eukaryota; Viridiplantae; Streptophyta; Zygnematophyceae; Desmidiales; Closteriaceae. The record is from the annotation of a GenBank genome assembly.